Danio rerio (zebrafish) is the source of this 2341-nucleotide messenger RNA. It is a transcript of the gene meis3, whose product is annotated as myeloid ecotropic viral integration site 3. NCBI's taxonomy places the organism in Eukaryota, Metazoa, Chordata, Actinopteri, Cypriniformes, Danionidae. Gene Ontology annotation, cellular component: nucleus. Gene Ontology annotation, biological process: regulation of DNA-templated transcription. Gene Ontology annotation, molecular function: DNA binding. The record is from RefSeq and is marked validated.
GCGUUUGUAAUGCUCGAGCGUGUGUGUGUGUGUGUAUGUGAUAAGGAGGUGGGGGUGAGAGACCCCGUUGUGUUUUGACCCCCUAAACAACUCCCAUUCUCCAUCUCUCACUCUCUCUCUGGUUUAAAGCUCCAUCGCUCAUCGUGGGGAGACGCAUUCGAGCCCAACGCGUCGCUUCAUAGACAUCAGUAGCGCGAAAAGGACCCGACAUCAUCCCAAACGCGCCGCUAAUGCUGGAUACUCGGCCCGGUUCACGCUUCUGCUGCUACGUUCUUAUUAAGUUAUUGUAGAGUAUCUCCCGGUCUGACGUGUGUUGUCCUCCGUCAGUGAGUGUGUGAGCUCGGCUUCCGUAUCGCAUGGAUAAGAGGUAUGAGGAGUUGGUGCAGUACCCAGGCUCUGACGCCAUGCCUGUGGGAGGCUACAGGGACACCAUGAGGUCACUUCCUCCACCUCACUAUGGCCACACUGUGCCUGACUCUCUGAAACACCACCGGGACCAGAUCUAUGGUCAUCCUCUGUUUCCUCUCCUGGCUCUCGUAUUUGAAAAGUGUGAACUUGCCACUUGCUCACCACGAGACUCCACCUCCAUGUCAAACCCCGCCCACCUCCCUGGGAUGACCAAUCACAGUGAUGUCUGCUCCUCUGACUCGUUCAACGAUGAUAUUGCAGCCUUUGCCAAACAAAUUCGAUCAGAGAAACCCAUAUUUUCAUCAAAUCCAGAACUGGAUAAUCUGAUGAUCCAGGCCAUUCAAGUUUUACGGUUUCAUCUAUUAGAACUAGAAAAGGUUCAUGACCUCUGUGAUAAUUUCUGCCAUCGCUACAUCACCUGUCUAAAGGGUAAGAUGCCCACUGAUUUGGUGCUGGAAGACCGAGAGGGUGGAUCUAAAUCUGACAUGGAAGACUUCACUGGUUCUUGUACAAGUCUGUCAGAACAAAAUCAGUCUUGGUUGCGAGACCCAGAUGACUGUGUGUCAACCCCCUCAGGGACCCCCAGUGCCUCCUGUGGGCUCAACUCACACAGUGUGGAGAACUGCAGUGAUGCUGGUGAUGGGUUGGAUGGAAGUGUGGCUUCUCCCAGUACAGGAGAAGAAGAUGAAUCAGACAGAGACAGGCGAAACAACAAGAAAAGAGGAAUCUUUCCCAAAGUUGCAACUAACAUUAUGAGAGCUUGGCUCUUUCAGCACCUGUCGCAUCCGUACCCAUCUGAGGAACAGAAAAAACAGCUCUCGCAGGACACAGGUCUCACCAUACUGCAGGUCAAUAACUGGUUUAUAAAUGCCAGACGCAGAAUAGUCCAGCCAAUGAUUGACCAAACAAAUCGCUCAGGCCAGAGUGCUCCGUACAGUCCAGAAGGGGCAGCACUAGGAGGAUAUGGUUUAGAUGCUCAGUCCCAUUUAGGUUUAAGGACUGCAGGACUUCAGGGACUGCCAUCCCUGCCCACAGAUUACCCCGGGGCACUUCUGCCCCAACCUGGAUACUCUCACGCAGGCCCGUCUUUGCACCCCUACCCCGGCCCACACACUGCCAUGCUGCUUCAUCCACCCCCUCAUAGCCACCCCAGCGAAACCCUCAUAGGACAAGGGCUUGACAUACAUGCCCACUGAGGGAUGGAAGGGUACAUUGUAAUCGGACUUUGCAGUACCACAGCCCACUACCCUCAGCAAACCUUCAGGGCAUCACCACAAAAUGACUAUGAGAAUGUCUUAAAUGCACUGACCUGGCAUCAUAAAUGUAUCGAAAUGUUCAUUUUAUGCACUCAGCUCCCACGCGAUGCCCAUUCCAAAUGCCUGACAGACUUGUUACAUUCCUUAUCAACAUUUAUUACUAUCAUCUCAUUGCUCUUGAUGCACUGUACUCAAUUCAGUAUUUACUAGUUGUAAUGCACAUUGCUGCAUUUGAUUGGAUACACCCAUGUCUUCCUAUGGCCUUAAGGGCGAUAUGAAAUCUCCCUUAAUCUAACAUUAAGGCCUUCAUUGCCUUUCUUGCCUUGCCUCCGAAAACCCUUUUUGAGGAGCACAAACGGAAAACAGCAUAUACCUCCUCAUUCAGGACUCAAAUAUAUCAGAAAGUCCUGAAAUUGUCUUCUGAGAUAAACAACUGCACCAAAUCCUGCUGAACAUGGUUAAUAAAGUGUAAAGGGUGGAGCUCAUGAAACAUGACCAGGUCACUUUCCAUCCCCAAAUUUAAAGGUUUUGCACUGGAAAGCUAUUGUGAGAAAAUUGAUACAGUUUUUUUUUCUUUUCUUCAGAUAAUUAAGAAACAUUUCCAAUGAUGUUAUUCCCUCUCGCAUUUUAUUUGAUUAUUAUUCCUUUUUUUUCCUCAGUAAAUGAGUUUAUUGAAG